This is a messenger RNA of Mytilus californianus (California mussel), 609 nucleotides long. RefSeq lists its product as uncharacterized. NCBI's taxonomy places the organism in Eukaryota, Metazoa, Mollusca, Bivalvia, Mytilida, Mytilidae. The transcript is spliced from 5 exons. The record is from RefSeq and is a predicted model, not a curated record. Gene Ontology annotation, molecular function: DNA binding. Bases 1 to 609 code for a protein of 202 amino acids.
AUGAAGAAAAGAAAACUUAAAAAUAUGGUUCUUGUCCGAUGGGUUGGAAAUAACUCCAAGGAUUAUGAUGGAAAAGAACAUUACAUAGAGAAAGAAAAAAUGAUUGAAAGUGAAUCAAAAGUAGGAGAUGCCGUCAGAAUUAGAUGGUAUGGAAAAAUUUGGAAUGGAAUCCUCGUUUCUGACAGAAAAGAUAUUUGUGAAGAACCAAUCAAAAAAGGGAAAAAGGAAAGAAGUCACUGUAAAUCAGUUAAAAAUAAACCUAAAACAAAGAAAGAAAAAGACAGAGGCAAGAAUUUUACAACAUCAACACCAAAGAAAGAUAAAAUAACAGACGUCUUGCGUAGUAAGCAGUGGAGGCUACUUAACAAUAAAGGUCCUGCUGCCCUUACGAGAAGUUUGGUGAAGGCAAUCUUUACAAAUGACGAGCUGCUGAAUUCAUCAUUUGGCGGCAAAAAAGGCAACAUGUUUGAUCCCGAAAGGAUCUCCCGUAUAAGAGACACAGUUAACCAGGAGUUUAGUAUUCCAGCUUGCAUAUGUUCAACAGUGUGGAAUGAAUGCAGGACCAGUGUUACACAAAUGUUGAAGCAUUUCAGAAAAGAUGAAAGUUAA